UUCCUUGCAACAUAUCAAAGAUGAUGGAUGUACUCCCGUGGAUUGGGAACCCCUGGGUUCAAUAGGAUUACAUCGCCGCGCUAUAGGGAAACUGCCCCUACUUUUAUUCUCUACGGCCAUCAGUCUCUUCCGGGGCUUCAGCUGUCGCAACAGCUGAGAUUGUCGCCAUCCCCGUGCGCCUCCGACGACAGACAUGACACGCCCAUCCGUCAAGCGCCUCACUGCCGCUCUGCUUUUGUUUCUCUUGAUUCUGCUUUCCGGCUACGUAUUAACGCGCAUCGCCGUCUUCUCCCGCAUCUUCCGCGAGCAUGCUGGUGUUGCCUUGACUCAAGAUGAGGUCGCCAUCGCCCACAACUCCACCGACCCCGAUCCACGAUCGCAAGUUGUCCCAAAGAUCAUUCACCAGAUCUUCCACAAUUGGAAUGACCCAAAUAACGAAACUCUGCCAUCCGACUGGGAGAAAGUGCGCCAUACAUGCAUUUCUCUGAACCCGGAUUGGGAAUACAAGUUGUGGACAGAGAAAUCGUCGCGCGACUUCAUAGAGACCGAAUAUCGCUGGUUUCUGAGCACCUACGACAACUUCAAGUUUCCCGUCCAGAAGAUCGACUCUCUUCGAUACUUCUUUAUGCGCCAUUACGGCGGGAUAUACCUCGAUCUUGACAAUGGCUGCCUUAAGAACCUCGAACCGCUCCUCUACUACCCGGCCUGGGUCACCGAUGGUGGCCACGGUGCCCUGAGCAACAACAUCCUUGGAGCUCAGCCGAACCACGCGUUCUGGAUCCUCUUGACCGACUCCCUCAUAUCCUACGCGUGGAAUUACCCAUUCCCGUACAUCACCAUCAGCUACGCGACCGGGCAGUGGUUCGAGACUGUCGUGUGGGAGAAAUAUCACGCGCAGCUACCCAAGGACGCGCCGCCGCUGACCCGCGUAAUGAUGGAUAUGCGGCCCGGCGCUGCUUCCUGGGUGUUUUUCACGCAGGAGAGGGGCGGUACGUGGGACAACUGGGACAACCACGUCUUUGGAUAUAUAGGCAACAACACGGGCGAGGCAGUUGGGUACCUGGUUGGGUUCUUGGGUGCUAUGGCUGUGGGGUUUUUUGUCACCAGGACGGUUUUGCGAUGUGUGUUUUACAGGUAUAGAGGAUAUCGGCGUCUGGGGCGGGGCAAUAAGUCCGGCCGGGGAGAUGAGGAGAUCGAGCUGUCCGCAUAGACGGGCCUUUAUUUUGUAUGAAUGUAAUCCAUACAUACUGCGUGCGUGGUAAGAAUAUCUUGGUUACGUAAUUAAGCUAGAAUUGCACCUACCUGCCUAUAGUAGCUGGAUGAAAUGGUCUAGACCCUGGUGGACCGAGGAACAGCCUCAGCCUACUGCACAAGGAUAAGCGGUACCACAAUAUGUACUUGUAAAUCUUAUGUAUAUAGUAGGGGUCCUAGGUAGCGCACACUAGUGUCGGGUGGUUCCUUCCUGAAAGCAGUACUACGGAUACAUCGAUUAUAUCAGACUUAAACUAG
Messenger RNA from Phialemonium atrogriseum, 1509 nucleotides. RefSeq names its product nucleotide-diphospho-sugar transferase. The transcript is spliced from 4 exons. Gene Ontology annotation, molecular function: mannosyltransferase activity. Bases 194 to 1210 code for a protein of 338 amino acids. NCBI's taxonomy places the organism in Eukaryota, Fungi, Ascomycota, Sordariomycetes, Cephalothecales, Cephalothecaceae. Gene Ontology annotation, biological process: mannosyl-inositol phosphorylceramide biosynthetic process. The record is from RefSeq and is a predicted model, not a curated record.